Messenger RNA from Neopsephotus bourkii (Bourke's parrot), 1902 nucleotides. It is a transcript of the gene ZNF639, whose product is annotated as zinc finger protein 639. The transcript has 6 exons. The record is from RefSeq and is a predicted model, not a curated record. Bases 367 to 1815 code for a protein of 482 amino acids. Lineage: Eukaryota; Metazoa; Chordata; Aves; Psittaciformes; Psittacidae. Gene Ontology annotation, biological process: regulation of transcription by RNA polymerase II. Gene Ontology annotation, molecular function: DNA-binding transcription factor activity, RNA polymerase II-specific; RNA polymerase II transcription regulatory region sequence-specific DNA binding. Gene Ontology annotation, cellular component: nucleus.
CCCGCCCGUUCCCCCGCGGCACACGGGAGGCGGCAUCGGCCCCGUGGCUGGGCGCGGAGCGGAAGGUGAGUCCCGGCGGCGAGACAAGAGGGGAGCGGCCACCAGCGUCGCCCGCGGCUCGGGGGCGCCCCGCGGCUAAACCGGCGCCCGCCUCCCUCCAGCUUUUUACCACGCCGGGUGCGGCCUGCGUGCCGCUGACCACUGCCUCGCGCUCUCCCCAUCUUACCUCUCGUCCCGGCGCCAUUUGAAGAAUGAAAAUCUUCUCAAGCUGAUCUGUUUGCUACUUUUGGAAGCUGUACAGCCAUCAGCUACUUGGCUGUUCUGCAUGCUGCUACUGAAGAGUCUAGGAUAUUUUGGCCAUUCAAAAUGAAUGAACAUCCUAAAAAGAGGAAAAGGAAGACUCUACAUCCUUCUCGAUAUUCAGAUUCUUCGGGUGCACCCAAAUACAUAGACAACAGUGGCAUUUUUUCUGACCACUGCUAUAGUGUCUGUUCUAUAAAACAGCCAGAUAUAAAGUUUUCUGAAAACAGAGGUAGAUUCCACAGUCCAGCGCAGAGUGUGGACACAGAUGAUGAUGGGAGUCCAGUGCAUGCUGGAACUUCUCAAUGGAGUGGGUCACAUCCAAAUGUGGGGUUCCACUAUACAGACCCUAAAAAGAAGGAUAAAGAUAAAGGUACUAAUAAUGGAAUGUGCAGAGACUUAUGUGAUUCACCUAUAUUCAGUGACAGCCCUACAGAUGAAGAGAAACCUCUAGAUAUUCAAACUGUAGAAAUUUCUACAACAGAAGUGAAUGCUGUAGAAGUUCAUGAUAUAGAAACACAAACUGUGUCACCUGAAAAACUAGAAGCUGAGGAUCUAGAGGAGAUCCCUCUGGAAACCUGUAAAAUAUUUGAGAAGAACCAGGCUUUGAAUAUCACAGCUCAACAGAAAUGGCCUUUGCUGAGAGCCAACAGCAGUGGCUUAUAUAAAUGUGAGCUCUGUGAGUUUAAUAGCAAGUAUUUCUCUGAUUUAAAGCAGCACAUGAUCCUAAAGCAUAAGACUUGUACAGACACUCAUGUCUGUAAAGUUUGUAAAGAAAGCUUCUCCAGCAAAGUGCAGCUCAUUGAACACGUAAAACUCCAUGAGGAGGAUCCAUACAUCUGUAAAUACUGUGAUUACAAAACAGUGAUAUUUGAGAAUCUGAGUCAGCACAUCGCGGACACUCACUUCAGUGAUCACCUUUAUUGGUGUGAGCAGUGUGACAUGCAGUUCUCCUCGAGCAGUGAGUUGUACCUGCACUUCCAGGAGCACAGCUGUGACGAGCAGUAUUUGUGUCAGUUCUGUGAGCAUGAAACAAAUGACCCGGAGGAUCUGCAUAGCCAUGUGGUGAAUGAACAUGCGUGUCGACUGAUAGAGUUAAGUGACAGCUAUAAUAACAAGGAGCGUGGGCAGUACAGCCUCAUAAACAAGAUCAGUUUUGACAAAUGCAAGAACUUCUUUGUAUGCCAAGUCUGUGGCUUUAGGAGCAGGCUGCAUACCAAUGUCAACAGGCAUGUAGCUAUUGAACACACCAAAAUAUUCCCUCAUGUUUGUGAUGACUGUGGGAAGGGCUUUUCAGGUAUGUUGGAAUAUUGCAAGCAUUUAAGCACUCAUUUAUCUGAAGGGAUUUAUUUGUGUCAAUACUGUGAAUAUUCAACAGGACAGAUUGAAGACCUCAAAACUCAUUUGGAUUUCAGGCAUUCAGCAGAUUUGCCCCAUAAAUGUACUGAUUGUUUAAUGAGGUUUGGAAACGAGAAAGAUCUCUUAAGUCAUCUUCAGAUACAUGAGACAGUGUAAUUGCUUUCUUUCCCUGUAAUCAGUUUUUUAGAACUCAGAUUAAUUUCCAGUCACUGAAAUGUUAUAUUAAAUACAAUUUUAACAGCA